AUUGUCUAUUCAUUUAUGUCUGGAGGUUAAAAACGGAAAGUUUGAGCGCAGUGAGGGACUGUGGGGCUCUUGUUAGGUGAGAGGAGUAGAGGAGGGAGGGUGGUAGGAGUGAGUAAGGGGGGAAUGCAGCUUGGACAUUCCCAGGCUGGGAAACAGCAGUGAGCGUGGAGCAGAGGAGAGAAAGACGGGCUGAAAGAAGGACAAGAAGAACGCUUGAAGGAGGAAGUAAUGACAUUAAAGUGUCAGGAAGUGUGCAGCAACUCCACAUGAGCGGAGAAAUUCUGUACAGAGAAUGCAAAGAGGAAGCAAAUGCAGGAAAGGAGCGGGACUAGGUAGGAAUUCCUGACUGAAGUCAUGGCUUCAGAGGCAAUGGAGGACUGUGUGCAGGGGGCGCUCUCAUCUCUUUAUCCUCCAUUUGAGAGCACAGCGCCUCCUCUCCUCUCCCAGGUAUUCUCAGUCCUGGAGUCCACUUAUCAACACGACAGUCUCCGCUACCUCCUGGACUACUUUGUCCCUGCUAAGCAUCUUCUGCACAAACUCCAGCAGCAUGCAUGUUCUCAGUACCUGGGCUGUCUGUUCCUUCACUCUGGCUGGCCCCUGUGCCUGGGGGAGAAAGUCGUCGUCCAGCUGUCUACCCUCGACUGGCGACUCCUGCGCAGUAAUGACUUCUACCUGCAGGUGGUGCCCUUCUCAACACGCUGUCCUCGACUGGCCCUAAAAUGUCUGGCCUCUGGGGGGCGCACUGUCCAGGAAAUCUUAGUACUGGAGUCACAGCACCCCCUUGUGUUCACCACUGAGUGGCUACACAGCAUCAACAAAGAACGAGGCCACAAACGAGAAGUUGGAGGAGGUCUCGACACUUGCCUGGUCAGUACGUGUGACGGCGUGGUACGGCUACCGUGGAAGGAGGUUGUCUACCCAAAAUUCAUCCACGACCCUUCGGAAGUGUUGGGCCUGAUGUCGCACCAUGAAGGCCCCAUAUCCAGUCGCCUGCCCAGUGAAGGGGGCAACAGCGUUGGAGGCUGGGGUGGCUCAUCCUCUGGGGAACUGGACUCCUGGUCUUGGGAUGAGGAGAAAGAGGAGGAGUUACCUCCUGAUGGCUUGGACACUCAGCCUGCUCUACCACGACGAAGGCGCAGUGAAGACGGGCUGGGACGAACAGCAAGGUACCCUCAGAUAGAUGGUGAAUAUGUGGAGCUGCUGGAGCCUAGAGGAGGUCCUGAUGGAGGUGUUGACACAAAGCAGAGAUACUUGGAGAUGCAUGGUAUCUGUAAGACCAAAACUCUGCCUCUGUGUAGGAGAGGUAAAGCCAUUAAACUCCGGAAGGGGAAAGCCUGGGGUUAUGGAAGAUUAGAUGGCUCAGGAAGCUUUCGCACUGUCCUUGGUGCCAAAAGAGACUUGGUGGCAUCCAAGAGUAAUACGCUACCUCCUCAAGAACCACCUGCAGUCACUCAACCCAUUAGAGGGAGGCGGUCUUACUCCUCUUCUGUCCAUGACUCUGAUGAAGGUGAAAAAAACAGCAGAGACUCCGAAUAUCUGGAAAACCCUAGGCUUUAUUUUGAUGGUCCCUUCAACGAGAGGAGGCCUGGGGUGGGAGGGGAGAGAGAGAGUAACAGCCCGGCCCAGCCAUGCAGCCAUGACCACAGAAAUAAAGACUCUGAAAGCAGUGGCAGUUUGCUCAUGAGUGAAAUCCACAACUUGACAAAUCACAAACUUGCGCAUGUUACUGAAGGCCACUCAGACCAUGGACUUCAUUCAGACUCUGUUUUUGAGGACACAGACAAACCACUGGGUGGAGACAGUGAGUCCACCACCCCAACAUCAGACACACCACAGAGCUCCAUUAAUGCAGCUUCAACAGGUCCACAGAUUACUAACAGUGGACCUGAAAUGACAAGUUCUCAGCGGGAAAACACAAGUAUAACUAGAAAUUCUGCUAAAGACUCUGAACUCAGUGCCGGUUCAUCACAGCAAAAGGCAACAGAAGAAAUACAGGAUGGAAAAACGGAAGACAGAGUCUGCCCCAGCGGAAAAGAAGUUAAAACAGCAGGAUUCAGAGCGCCAAGGAGGAAAAGGAAGGGAAAGGGAGCCAAAGGGAGGGCUAAGUCUGGCGGUCGUGCACACCAGAAGAGCUCAAAACCUCAGGGUAAAACUCCUCAACCAAGCUCCACCUGUUCCACCUCAACAAAACUGCCAAUCGCAAACAAAAACCAAUUGGAACAAACAGAUAAGGCAAAUAUUCCUGCUGGGGAGCGCACGUCAACUACGGACACAGAGGACAAUGAGCUGAGGAAAAACAGCACAGACACAAAAGCAGAAUCUUUGCAUGCGUGUAAUGGUCAGGUGGACACCACCUCAUUUAACCAUUCAGACAAGGAAGCCACAUCGGUGGAGAAAUGCCCAGACCCCCUGAAUGGCUUUACAUUCAAAGAACCUCCUCUACUAAAGGAACUGGAGCCAGAUCUUCUCCAGUCGGGGAAACUGAAGCUGAUGGGUACAGUUGACAGGCUGGGACGUGCUCUGGUUGUCACGGAAACAGAUGCACCCGAGGAAGGCUUCUGUGGGGAGGACUUGGCUCUGGUCCUGGCCUGCUACCACAGGAUCACUCGGCCUCCAGCCAAAGAAAAAGGUCUGACGGUGUUAAUAGACAGCAGACGGUCUGCGCCCUCCGCCCUGUGCUUCUCCGCGCUCAAGUUGUUCCAGAUGUUUGUUCCUGGAGGUCUUGGAUCUGCUUUGAUUUUGGUGGAAGAACAGCAGGAGUCCCUUUCUUACGGUCUGGACGGAGCAGAGAUCCAUGUGGUGCGAGGAACAGGGAUCCUCCAGCAAUAUGUUGACAAGCAGCAGCUGCCCAAAGAGAUGGACGGAGACUUCAGUCACUGCCAUUCGGACUGGCUGGCCUUCAGGCUGAGCCUGGAGACCUUGACAGAGCGGUGUGAGACUGCUCUCUCACUGUUAGGAGAAGCACUGCAGUCUAUGGACAGUGAGCCAAUGCCAGACACCAUCAAGGUUGUUCCUAUCAGCAUUCAAAAGCACAGACAACUCAUGGAGAGCGUCCUGGCUGACCAACGCUUGACUGAGCUGCAGCAGAGAGGUGGGGCCUGGCUGGCAGGGCUGAGUAACAGCACGUGUGGAUUGGCACAGAAGUCACCAGACUGCAGGGCGGCUCUAGCAACAACAUCCAAACUCUACGACAGUGUGGAUGACGCUCUCCAUCGGCUUGUCAGAGUAUCCAACCAGAGAGGACGUGACCUGGAAGCUCUCGGCCGACUAGCUGGGUUGGUGGACAAACUGGAAAAGUGUGAUAAGGAGAUUGAGCAAGUCCAGUCUCAUCUGGAAGACUACAAAGACCCUCCUCUCUCUCUCAGCAGAUUGUCUCUCAAACAGCAGAAGUUCAAGACAUUCAGAGAGAUGGCUGAUGACCUCCACAGUGAGACUCUCUCAGUGCUCAGCGAUUUGGAGGGCUGGUGUGAGCUGGACUGGGAAGGCCUGAGUGACGUCCAGAUCAGACUUCCACCAGUGAGGGAGAAACUUCGAGACAUGACCCACUGCCUCUCAGACUGCUGGACCACGCUGGACAACACUCAGAGACUGCUGUCCACACUGACUGAGGCCACUCAGUGGUGCGAUGCAGUCUCUUCGCCCUCUUCCUCCCAAUCUUCCUCAUCAUCCACCUCUUCUCUCGCCUCCCUCCCUCCAAUCCCCCCAUCUCGAUUCCAAGAUGCUCGGUCUUUAGCCAUCGAGCUAGGUGGGGGGGCACUCCUGGAUCUUUGGACCCAGACAGUGGAGCGUUACCAGCGUACUGUGGCACAGGUCAAACCCCGCUUCCUCCAGGCAGAACGGUCACAGAACCAGGGCCAGGGGAAGCCCAAGACACCAUCAGCUAGCAGUGUUUGGGACCUGAUGGGUCCUGAGGGAGAAGGAGACUGGGGUCUGGGAGCCGGAGGAGGUGAAGGGGGACUGCAGUCGUGGGGAUCCUUGGCAUCCCUGUUCAGACCACAAACCUGUUCCACACUGAAGAUAGGAGAGGAGAAAGGGAAUAAGAAAGAGGGAGCAGGGGGAGGAGCAGGCGGAGUUGGAGGAGGAAAGUUCCUGCAGAACCUUCUCAAUCCUGCAAAGAAAAGCCCCACAGAAGCUCCGCUCCCUCCAAAGCCCCCCAGGAAGCGCCAUCCCAGCUUCGACCUCCAGGCACUCCUGGCCCCCCGAAGAGGCACAACCUCCCCAAAACCCGUGGAUUCCCCACUUGGUCCAGCAAGCCGUAACUCCCCGAUGUCCUGGCUGGGGCGACGGGCCUUAGCUGACCCAGUCAUCACAGCUAGCAUGACAGCAGCUGUCCCAGGAUGGAGCAGUGGAGGACGAGGAGGUGGGGUGUUGAUCCGUGGGGUGGAGGUCAGUAGCAAGGAGGUGGUGGAUCAUACAGGGUCGCCAAGGCAACACGUGUUGCUGGGCAGGACUGAGAGGGAGACAGGAACGGAGAGAGCGGGUUCCACAGUGCAGAGUAAGCUCUACCUGCUCUGGUGUAGGAUGCUGAGUUCAGAGAGGCAGUAUGUAGCUGUCCUGAAAGGGGUGGAGGAGACCUACCUUCCCUUACUGGAACUCUCGGACACUCCAUCCUCUAUCAGGGGGAAAGCAGACUCCCUCUUCCCCAAUUGGUCCAGCCUCAGCAGCUUCCAUUCACAAAGCCUCCUCCCAGCCAUGGAGGGUGCUCUUGUGCAGAGCCUGUUGCAGCAGGACUGCUUCAGCAAAUAUCGGGAGGAGUUUCUGCAGUAUUCCCAGUACAUUAGGACUAAACCAGAACUGGACUCUCCCCUGGUCACACAGGCUGCAGACUUUUUUAAGUCAAAGCUCUCCUCAGCGUCCCCCCUCUCUCCCCUGUCCUUCCCUCACUGCCUCCAGGCCCCCCCUCAGAGGCUGCAGCAGUACUGUGAGGCCCUUGAGGAGCUUGGAGGGAUAAAUCCUGCCUCUGACUCCGCCCUCUCCAUCCUGAAGCAUGCCCAGCGGCAUGGUGAGGACCUCAGGACCAGUGACCUCAUCAUUGGUUGUCCGGUCCCCGUGGCGGAGCGCGGCGACUUGGUGCGGCAGGGUGAGUUGAUACUAUGCGGAGGAGCGAGGAGGAAGCGGACCGGCAUGAGAAAUGUUUUCCUGUACCAGCAUAUUAUCAUCUUCACCAAACAGAAGAGCUCGGGUCCAGGACGCACUGCCUACAGCUACAAACACAGUAUUAAGACGGGGGAGAUGGGUCUGACACAGAGUGUGGGAGACGACGGCCUCAAGUUUGAAGUUUGGGUCCGACAGGCUCCUCGAACAAGAGACUGCAUCACGCUGCAAGCCCGGGACAAAGAAGACAAGGAGGUGUGGACUCAUGAUAUUGCUCAUCUUCUGUGGACACAUGCCAUCAACAACACAGAGUUGUGUCUGAAGGAGUCACUCUGCAUGGGAGUUUCCAGUAAGCUGCUGCUGGAUGCCACAGGAACAGCAGCCUCAGAGCUGGACUCCAUCUACAGUCUAAAUGAGAGAGUUCACAGUAGCUGCUCAGACUCCUCCUCCGUCGGCAGUCAGAAGGAGGGGGGUUCCCCGGCGUCUGGGAGAGACCCUAAGAGAAGCUCCGGAUCAACAAGUACCACACAGAGUCAGUCUCCUUCAACAGCCGUCUAAGUGCCAUCCUAAAGAUAAGUGAGAAAAUGGACCCUGGACUUUACUGAGAUUUAAACAUUCCACCUCUGGUACAGUUAAACUGAACUGAGAAGCUCAAUCAGAAAAAAUGCUUUUCAACUUCUCCUUCUCCUUGUGUCCCUUCCUCCUCGUCACCAAUGAAAUACCAACAGAUUACUGAAUCCAGCGCUGCAGUGCCUCCACAACUUCUAAACCUCUCAUUUCUGAUAUGACUCCUGAAGAAAAGCUGCAUCCAAAGCGGAUCAAAACUGCCCUGUUCAACCAUGACAAGCACCAGCAAGGCUCUCUGCACUCCGCCAUUUUGGAUCUGCCAGUCUCCGUUGCUGGCAGAGUCACUGACACCAAAGGCACUUCAGCCACACAGUGCAGUCAUUGUCUGCCUCGCGGCUCCCCACUAGGCCAAACCACUCGGUCUGAACCACUGACUGCCUGGCUGACUGACUGUAUGGAUCACAUGCUCCAGUGUCUGAUACUUAAGAAGAAAUAUGCAAGGCAUGAAUUCACCGUGGGAUUGAUGAUUUUCAUACACUUUUAGAACCUUUCUGCUCCUGCUUGCCUGUGCAAAAACACAUGGUGUAAUCUAGGUGUGACUGCAUCUAUGUAAAUGAAGCAGGGUGGUGUGAGUGCCUGCACACAGUGUCUCUCACCAUAUCCAGUCAUUCUUAUUGUGGUAAGACAGUGAAGCACUGUUCAGGCCAUGUUAGGGCCCCGUACAGUGAAUAAAUCAACGACAGGCAUGCCUGCAUCUUAAUUUAAAAAAGCACUGCCUUGAUGUAAAGAACAAGAAUAUGAUAAAAGACUGUUAAACAUUUUGUUACUGUGUAUGAUAAAGCUAAUUGUUUGUACUAACAGUGCCAAGGAUCAAACUGCUAUUUAGUUUUCUGAACUCUAAGUUAUGCCAGCAGUAUGAGCUUCUUGGUGUCUUACAAUGAUUAUCCUGCCUCGGGGGCAGUCACUCCAGGCACUGGCAAAUUUUAUUUGCAAUGGGAAAAACCGGAAACCUGAUGACAUAGACUCCUGCAACAGCUAUGAUGUCAGUGUAGAACUACACAAUAGUAGGUAUUUACAGUCAGAGCUGCGAGGACUGAACUGUUUAGUAAAAUAAGAUCCUGGGUCAUGCAUCAAGGUUUCUCAAUGAACACAUGCACUAUAGGAAAUUUUUACUUAGACUGUUCCUUCUCUACCAGAGUGGUUGAGUAUAUCAUAGAAUGUGUGAUAUGACAAACCAGGAUGCUAGGGUUAUAAAUUUUGGAAACACUUUACACGUGUUACCUCACCAAAAAUCUGAGGAUAGCCACAAAUUUUGUGCUUCACAUUACAACAAAAUAGUAAGGCACUGAAAAUGCCAGAGAGACUGUCCCUUUAUAAGGCAAGUCAUGGUGAGAAUUUAAUAAUGUAGCUGCAUGAUGCUAUAUUCUAUAUACAAAAGGUAUACAAAAAGUGACUGUCCAAUGCAAAGAUGGUAUCUUUACAUUUGAUCUUUAUUUCAAUACAAUGUUUCCAAGGGGAAUAAAAUAAGCUUUAGCUCCAGUUUUACCGAUUGUGUGAAUACAGCUAAAAGAGAUGAACAAUAUUUGAUUAUUUAAAAAAAAAAAAAAAAAAAAAAAUUACCAAUUACUUAUUUACCAGUAUUUGGUCCAAAAGUGUUCUGCUACAAAUUUCCCAAAGUUUCUUGAAAACAUUUUUCAGAUUCUGUUACAGUCUACAUCCACUGGCCCCUUUAUCUGACCAGACCUAGAUCUCAGAAACUGUGCUAUAUUCCUAUCGACAGGCCAGCCCUCCGCGCAACUGCGCAAGCAUGCACAAUAUUGUCUGCACACGGAACUGCUGAUUUAUGUGACAAGACACACAAUUCGACAAAACACAGGGCCGCGUGCUGCUAGCUAUUAGCCAAGAGCGAUAGAAAGUCAUGUACCACUGCUGAAAUGGGUGAAUUUAAGCUACCAUACGAAAGUAUUGAUGUGAAUUCUGAUACAGAAUUAUCCUAUCACAAUUGAUGGAUUUUCAUAUUUAAUGGAUUACUCCGCGCCGACUGCUGUUGGAGCGACGCUGCCUCACAGAAAGCCUCGCCGACCAAAUUACCUACAGAAAAAUAAACCGUGCAAACAAUGGAAUUGGAUUAGAAUGGGAAUAACCCCCCUGUGUCUGAUGAUUUACAGGCAUUCAUGUUGGUUAUACUGUCGCAAAUUUAGGAGUUUUACUGGCAAUGUAUUCCCUAAAUCUCAGGCAACAAGAUCCUACAUCUGAAAGAGCCAUAAUACAUAUUGAAUACACAUUUAUUAAUACAAAUUGGACAGUGUAAAUUAUGUGACUGAUGCAGUCUGAUAUGAAUCGAGAGACAGUUUCAGGUCAAACUCACAAAAACACAGAAGUUAAAUGAUGCACAUGAUAUCUAAACCUUGACAGCUGGUGGUACGGUGCAGGCAAAAAAAUAGGUAUUUUCUUUGAUUUUAAGAAUUCCUUUGACAUAAUAAUGCAUGUUUCACAGCAGCAAGCACACAUCAGUAAAACAAAUCAGAAAAAUACAACUGAUAUCACGGAUCAGGUACAAUAUGACAGCAAUGGGAUGGGUGGGGGCGAGCUCGUGUGCAGAAAGCAGCAGCAGAUUUAGCACAUUUCAUAUUUGCAUUCAAAAAUUGUAAAUGGCUAUUGAGCUGCUCUGAAUCAAUAUGUAAUUUGUCGGCAUAGAGAAGACUGUACACUUCGUAGCCUUUAGCUGUUUGGUACAAUGAGUUAUAUUGGAAGCAUUGUAAUGAACACCAUCUUUCAUUCUUACCGCAGUAUAGAUUAUCAUAUUCACAAUCUUUGUACGAGAGUGCAAAUCAGUUUUAAUGUACAGAAACUUUUCUUACGUGAGCCUUUGUGCCAGAUGUUUACAUUUUUUUUUUUGAAGGAAUGUUAUGCAUGUGUGGUAUGCUUAUUAUACUUGGUGAUAUUUGUACCUUUUUUUAACUGUGUGUAUGUUGGAUUAAAACUGGAUUUUUACAACA
Messenger RNA from Thalassophryne amazonica, 8660 nucleotides. It is a transcript of the gene arhgef40, whose product is annotated as Rho guanine nucleotide exchange factor (GEF) 40. Gene Ontology annotation, molecular function: guanyl-nucleotide exchange factor activity. The record is from RefSeq and is a predicted model, not a curated record. Lineage: Eukaryota; Metazoa; Chordata; Actinopteri; Batrachoidiformes; Batrachoididae. Bases 355 to 5652 code for a protein of 1765 amino acids. The transcript has 27 exons.